UGUAGGGACGGAGCGGCGCGCCUGGGACGCUGUCGGCGGCGCGGCGCGGGUGGGAUGAGGUGCGCGGCUUUGCUGUGGGGCUGGCUCCUGCUUGGCUGCUGCUGGGGCCCGGCCCCCCCUGGGGUCAGUGCCGCUGCGUUCUUGACGGCCACCUACGUGCUGGACGAUGCCAGCGGGCCGGGCAGGCAGUUCGACGGGAUCGGGGCUGUCAGCGGCGGCGGGGCCACAUCUAGACUUCUGGUGAACUACCAAGAACCUUAUCGCUCCCAGAUUUUAGAUUAUCUGUUCAAGCCAAGUUUUGGUGCUUCUUUACAUAUACUCAAAGUAGAAAUUGGAGGUGAUGGACAAUCAACAGAUGGUACUGAACCCUCCCAUAUGCACUAUGAAAAUGAUGAGAACUACUUCCGGGGCUAUGAAUGGUGGCUGAUGAAAGAAGCUAAAAAGAGGAACCCCAAAAUUAAACUGAUUGGAUUACCUUGGACAUUUCCGGCAUGGAUAGGGAAGGGUGAAAACUGGCCCUAUGACUAUCCAGAUGUCACUGCUUAUUAUAUUGUUUCUUGGAUAUUAGGAGCUAAACAGUAUCAUGAUUUGGACAUUGACUAUAUUGGGAUAUGGAAUGAAAGGGCAUUUAGCAGCAAAUAUAUUAAGCUGUUGAGAUACACGUUGGAUAAGCACGGUCUGCAGCAGGUGAGGAUCAUAGCCAGCGAUAGACUGUGGGAGCCCAUUUCCUUUGUCUUGCUGCUUGACUCUGAGCUCCACGGAGUGGUCGAUGUGAUUGGGGCUCACUAUCCUGGAACAAAAACAGUGCCAAACGCCUUAUUAACUAAGAAGAAACUGUGGUCUUCGGAAGAUUACAGUACUUUCAAUGAUGAAGUAGGUGCAGGCUGCUGGGCUCGGAUCCUGAACCAAAACUACGUGAAUGGAAACAUGACCUCAACCAUUGCAUGGAACUUGGUGGCUAGUUAUUAUGAAGAGUUGCCCUUUGGUCGAUGUGGAUUAAUGACAGCGCAAGAGCCAUGGAGUGGCCACUACAAAGUAGAAGCUCCUAUCUGGAUUACAGCACACACAACACAAUUUACUCAGCCAGGCUGGUCAUACUUGCAAGUGGAUGGACACUUAGAAGGAGGUGGCAGCUUUGUAGCUCUCACAGAUGGCCUGGGAAACCUUACCAUCAUCAUUGAAACUAUGACUCAUAAUCACUCUCAAUGUAUCAGGCCUCCACUGCCUCAUUUCAGUGUGACACCUCAGAGAGCAACUUUCUACCUCAAAGGGUCAUUUUAUAUGGUGGAAACCCUUGAAGUGUGGCAUUCUAGACUUGGUUUUGAAUCUGGAAACUCUAGUCUUUUCCAGCAACUCCAUCCUGUAAAGGUGUGGAAGGGAAGUUUUUCUUUAGAUCUGAACGUGGAUGAAGUCUACACUUUAACUACACUCAAGACAGGGCAGAAAUGUGGUUGCCCAGAGCCUCCACCACCUCAGCCCUUUCCUUCAAAUUACAAAGAUGAUUUCAAUAUUCGUAAUCCACCUUUCAGUGAAGCCCCAAAUUUCGCAGAUCAGACAGGUGUAUUUGAAUACUUCAUAAAUGCUUCUGACCCAGGAGAUCAUGUGUUCACACUCCGCCAGGUGGUGGUUCAGCGACCUAUCACUUGGGCUUCUGAUGCAGACCAGACCAUCAGUGUCAUAGGAAAUUUUCAGUGGGUAAACAUGACAGUCACUUGUGACAUCUACAUAGAAAAACAACGUGAUGGGGGCGUGUUUGUUGCAGGAAGAGUUGACAAUGGUGGGAUAUAUGUUCGACGUACCAAAGGAGUUUUCUUCUGGGUUUUUGCAGAUGGCACCUACAGAGUCACUGGUGAUCUAGCCGGAGAAGAAAUAUUAAUGAAAGGACUGUCUGGUGUCCGGGAUAACGCGUGGCACACACUUACUCUCAACAUUCAGGGCACUUCUGCCUCAGGGCUCUUAAAUGGUUAUCCACUCUGGGAGAAUGUCACCAUUUCGAAACUAACUAACGGCUGGGCUGCUAUUGGAACUCGCUCGUUUGAGUUUGCACAGUUUGACAACUUUCAUAUUGAAGCUAGCUGAGGUGGCUUUUGCAUUUGGAGAACCCAGUUCUCAUAUUACUUUGAAUAAGAGCCAGUUCAAACUUUGAGGACAACUUAAUGCUAUGCUGAGACUGAUCUGUUGGCAAGGAAUCUGAAUUCUGUCCUUAUUAUUUGUUAAAGGUUUACUUGAGCAGGUAUCAAUAUGGCUGUAACUUUAUCCCCUGGUUGCGAUGGGAUUUUUGCCCUUUGAUUUUUGGGGGUAAAUUUUAGUUCAAGGUAAUGAUGAAAACCAAAUCAUGGAUUUAAAACUCUUUUAAUAAAACGACAUCUUAACUUCCCAGCUCACUUUCAAGAUAACUGUAGAAGUUAACAGAAGAGGCAUCUCAAGCUGCAUUUUUAAUACUUACAUGAUUGUGUCCAUUCCUUUCAUUCUGAAAGAAAGAAUUAAAUGCCAGUAAGCCUUAUGAGCCAGUGGCCCCAUACUUUCGUAGGUCUGUCAUUCUCAAAUUUCACUGGAUGAAGUACGUAGUUUUUCUAUAGUAAAAAAAAAAAAGGUGUUUUGUCUGUGUUUCUGCUACAAUCUGAGGCUAGACAUUACAGUACUCCAAGUGCAUUUGAUUACUUCUUCCUGAUUACUUCUUCCAACUUUCAUUGCCAGUCUUAAAAUAGAUCAUAUUUUCAGUGGAAUGGAAAUGUGCCUUAUGGCUGGUCAGACGGUGCAGGAUGUGCCUUACUUCUAAACUACCUCCUCUUUCCAAUGAAAGGGUUGAAAUGGUUGAAAAGAUACCGUAACUUGCAGUUCGUUAAUGAUAGCUUUGUGGGUUUUUUGGGGUUUGGUUUUGUGGUUUUUUGUUUGGGGUUUUUUUUUUUUUUUCAUGGUGUGUGAAGAAUAAAAACUUUGCAUCAUGGAUGCUGCCAAGCAGAGUGCUUACUUUCAUGUCAGGUCACAUGUGGAAAAACUGGCCUUUUGUUCCUAGAAACUUGGGCAACCAUCUCUCACUUUUGAUGGAUCUAAAGCUUAGAGCAGAAAAUAAUUAAAGCAUCACAAUGUUAUUUAGCUUAUUAUAUUACUGUAGCACAGAGGAGAUGCGGACACUAUCACAUCCUGGUAUAAAAGAAAAUAAAAAAAUAGCCUUUGCCUGUAAGAGCUUGCAAUCUGUUCAUAAGGUAAGUGACAGCAGGUGGACACAGACAGAAUUGUUUAGUGUGCCAGGCAGUGGUAUUGACACAAUAGUGUCUGUUUUUAAACUUUUCCUAGGCAUCACGGAGUAAAGUUCAGAGGGAAUUUCAGGUCCUUGGGAAAGGAGGGAUUCUGUUUUGCUGUUGCUUCAUUGUUUUUUUUCCAAGUUACUGUGCUACAAAAAAAAAAAAUUCACUGCGAAUAUAAUGAGGUACUGAAUAGGAUUUUCAUCACACACAUUCCAAAUUCAGUUGGCUUCUGAAUUUUUCUUGUUUGCUGUUGGUCAAUUUGAAUGAAGAUGAUAUCUAUUGCCAUAACGAAACAUGCCUCCUGUGUCUGUCUACUUUUCACAUUCACAUCCUAUUUAAUUGACAAGCAAGUAGUUCCACACACUUGAUAGGGCACUGAUAGCUGUAUGAGGCUAUCCAUAGCAGGCAGUAUCUUAUCUUGAGAAACAGAUUUGCAGUCUGCUUUGAUUUAUACAGAUAAUUAUUCUGAUCCACUUUAUUUUGAAGGCUGAUUCUAGUAAGUGUUUAGUCUUCGAAGUUGUCAUCUAAUACAGAGUUAAUCUAAUACAAAUCAUUACUGGAAAAUUUUUAUAAAGGUUAUCUUCCAAAUUAGCUUUUGGAAGAGAGUUCUCAAAAUUUUAUCUCUAAUAAGUUACUCUAAUUAGUAACUCCAUCUCUAAUAAGUUUUAUCUUUUAGCUGUUAUACUGAUACUGCUAUUGACUGGUUAUAAGUCAUUCAUACGUGCAAGUUUCAUACAUGCUAGUAACCCUGAAAAUGGUCUAAACCACUAAACUUUAAAACUCUUUUAGAAGGCUUCCAAAUAUUAAGUAACUAUUUACUUAACUGGGUGAAAAAUGAAAGCCAUUUUUCCACUUCAGUUUCAUUUGAUGGUUGAAGUAUAGGUGCAAAUCUGUUCAUUACUUGCUUGAUUUCAGAAGGGAUGUCACUGGUAACUCCAGAUAUGAAGGAAUCUAAUUUUAGGUCCUCAUAUUCAAAUAAUAUGAGUAUAGGAGAAGUAGUUCUCAAAAAAACCCCAACUUAUUUCAGCUGUGAUGGUUUUUCCUAGUAGGAUACUUCUUGGAGACUUCCUGGUAGCUUGUGUGGCUGCAAGCAGUGUUUGUGUAAGAGAGAGAUCAGCAAUGAUGCAAUUAUUUCAAAGGAGCUGUCCACUUUUUUUACCUUUUAAUGCAAUAGUGGAAUAAACUGUACUGUUAUAUUGUGCACUAACACAAUGUAUUUUAUCCCUGGAAGUGCUGAUUUUUUUCUAAUCUUAAUUUAUAAUGUUAGAGGAUUAAACUGUUAUGAACAGAGUAAGUGAUUUAAUGGUGAUAUAAUGUUAUUCAUCUUUAUAUGUCUGUAAUUCUUCACCCUUCAGCAGGCUGUAAUAUGUUUGGCAAUAACAAGCUGUCAGGUCUUUCACUGAGGGGUGGAUUUAUGUUGUUGAUUAUAAAUACUAAUCAUUGCAAAUAGACAAAUAAAACACUUAAAACUCCUUUA
Messenger RNA from Harpia harpyja (harpy eagle), 4725 nucleotides. RefSeq names its product galactosylceramidase (gene GALC). Gene Ontology annotation, biological process: galactosylceramide catabolic process. The transcript has 17 exons. The record is from RefSeq and is a predicted model, not a curated record. NCBI's taxonomy places the organism in Eukaryota, Metazoa, Chordata, Aves, Accipitriformes, Accipitridae. The coding region runs from base 55 to 2079 and encodes 674 amino acids. Gene Ontology annotation, cellular component: lysosome. Gene Ontology annotation, molecular function: galactosylceramidase activity.